This is a messenger RNA of Mollisia scopiformis, 1239 nucleotides long. Its product is annotated as glycosyltransferase family 32 protein. Gene Ontology annotation, biological process: mannosyl-inositol phosphorylceramide biosynthetic process. NCBI's taxonomy places the organism in Eukaryota, Fungi, Ascomycota, Leotiomycetes, Helotiales, Mollisiaceae. The transcript has 2 exons. Gene Ontology annotation, molecular function: mannosyltransferase activity. Bases 244 to 1233 code for a protein of 329 amino acids. The record is from RefSeq and is a predicted model, not a curated record.
ACUGUGAUUCGCUCCUUUCUGGAUAUUCACCCAUCCUGGUUCCAAACAAAUUACCGUUCUUGGCGAAAUCCCGGCUCCUUUAUCUCCCCUGCAGACUUGGACAACGAACUUUUUUGUAUAUAUCCUCAACGCCCCUCGAUGCAGAAUUAGAGCUUCCUACGACCUUUCGCAACCUGUAGGGCAUCUUAUGACCUAUUAAAUCUACACACGCGCCGCCUUGUCUCACGUCCUCGAACCGCCAAGAUGCGUAAAGGGACUAUUGUCUUUCUGGUCGUCAAUUUCUGCAUCAUAGGGCUGCUAGUGAAUGCCUUCAGCACUCUCAUCGGUCUCCUCUUCGAAGAUGGAGCUGCAGACGCCAUUACUCGUGCUGAGAUCCCGGCGCCAGGCUCUGAUCUUAUCGAGAACCGUACACAGAUGAUACCGAAGAUCAUUCAUCAAACCUACAUAAAUGCCUCUAUCCCAGCACAGUGGAAGCCUGGACAGCAGUCUUGCAUUGACCUUCAUGAUGAUUACGAAUACAAGCUCUGGACCGACGACAAAUCUCGCGAGUUCAUCGAAGCAGAAUACCCUUGGUUCCUCACAACCUUCGACUCCUAUCCCUUCCCCAUCCAACGCGCCGAUGCGAUCCGCUACUUCGUCCUCCAUUUCUACGGCGGAAUAUACAUUGAUCUCGACGAUGGCUGCAAUCGUCGCCUCGACCCCCUCCUUUCCUACCCUGCAUGGGUUCGUCGUACCGUCCCCACAGGCAUCAGCAACGACGCCAUGGGCUCUAUCCCCCAACACCCCUUCUUCAACACCGUGAUCGAUUCCCUCGCUGGCUACAACAGGAAUUGGUUCAUGCCAUACAUCACCGUGAUGUACAGCACCGGGCCUCUCUUCUUGAGCGUUAUCUGGAAGGAGUACCUGCGUGUUGAUAGGCCACCUAUGGAACAUGUUAGGAUUCUGAUGCCAGACGAGUAUAAGGGCUUCGCGUGGAGUUUCUUCAAUAUCGUGAAGGGGAGCAGUUGGCAUGGAAAAGACGCACAGACGAUCUUCUGGAUGGGCAAACACUGGUUACUGCUCACUGUCUCCGGGUUUGCGAUUGCGGGUGUAGUGGGAGCUUGUCUCUGGAGUCUCUGGAAUAUGUGGGUGAUGAAGGGGAAGAGGUCUAGUCCAGGCAGAAAGAGAAUGGGGUUGUGGAGAAGAAUAAGUGGUGGGAAGGAGAGAUACGAGCUGCUUGAUCGAAUGGCUUAAGCAGAC